AUGAGUUACUAUAUCCGAGGAGCAGCCACAGUUACCGCGCUGGUGCUUCCAUUGAUACUCCUCUACAAGCUCUUGUGGUCGGUAAGGAGAAGUAGUUGUUCCAAUGACGAAACAAACAACACAAAUUGCAGCACCAGCAGCAGAACCACCACUCAACAACAGCCAGAUUCGACGUCGUCUGACGUGGUCACAAUAUCUUUGGUUCUGUCGUCUGAUCACUCUGUAGAUUCUUCUUCUUCUAGUUCACCAUCCCUUCAUCCCUCUGCGGUGUUUGGCACGAACAACAACACGAAUCGCACUGGUACCACUCAACACUCCGAUAAUUCACCAUCGGCGACUACGAUCGCUGAUUCUUCCGAUUCACCAGUACUCCUUCCCUCUGUGGAGUACGACGUGUUCCUGAGUUUCAGAGGUCCGGACACUCGUUAUCAGAUUACUGAUAUUCUCUUCCGUGCUCUCGUCCGCUUAAAAAUCCACACGUUUAAGGACGACGACGAGCUCCGCACGGGGGAAGAGAUAUGGCCCUCCCUCGUUAACUCUAUCGGCCACUCCAAGAUCUACGUGCCGAUAUUUUCCAAGAGUUACGCUCACAGCAGAUGGUGCCUUAAGGAGCUCGCCGAAAUCGUCGAGAACCUAAAGGGAGACGACAAGAGGCGCAUCAUACUUCCCAUCUUCUAUAUGGUGGACCCGAGAGAUGUACGGCAUCAAACCGGACCUUUUGAAAAUGCAUUUCGAGAACAUGCAAAACAAAACUUUGAUCCGGAGACCAUACAGAAAUGGAAAGCAGCUCUAGCCACGGUCGCGGAAUUGAAAGGAUGGCACGUCAAGGACAAUGGCGAGUAUGUAACUCUCAUUCUAGCGCAAGGUAAAUAUGCGGAUCUUGUUACGGACAGUAUUUGGUCACACCUACGCAGGUCGUAUUACACAGUAGAGACUGGUGAAUUGGUUGCCAUUGACGGUCAUGUAGAAGAGGUAGUGAAACGUCUAAGUUUAGAGUCUAAAGACGCGACAAUGGUUGGACUUCAUGGGAUUGGUGGGAUUGGCAAGACCACUCUUGCAAAAGCGGUCUAUAACAAAAUACUGCCUCGCUUUGAUCGCUGUAGUUUUGUGGGGAACAUACGGCAAAUACAACAACAAAAUGAUGGUAUUUUAAAAAUACAGGAGAAGAUAAUAGAGGAUGCUAUGAGAAAGAAGGAAUCCGUCGAUGAUGUUAGUAAAGGAAGAAGAAUUAUAGCGGAUAAAGUUUCCCGGUUCAAAAUCCUUAUCGUUCUUGAUGAUAUCGAUGAGAAGUUUAGAUUUGAUGAAAUCUUAGGGAAUCCUCGAAGAUUUGUUUCCGGAAGUAGAUUUAUCGUGACUUCGAGAAACUACAAACUUUUAAGUACUUUGAGCGAACAUAGAUGCAAGUUGUAUGAAGUUCAGGCAUUGAGCCCUACUCACUCGCUUCAACUCUUUAGCAAGCACGCAUUCAAGAAGAAUUCCCCCCAACCGGGCUAUGACAUAUUAUCAAAUAAUAUCGUGUCCACCACGGGUGGGCUACCAUUGACUCUUGAGGUUGUAGGAUCACUUUUGUACCUAGAAGAGAAAUCGAUUUGGGAGGCUAAAUUGAAGCAGCUAAGAGGGGUACCAGAGAAGGAUGUUAUAGAAAGACUAAAAAUAAGUUAUGAUGCAUUGGAGUAUGAAGCAAAAGAGAUAUUUCUGGAUAUCGCUUGUCUUUAUAUUGGAGAAGAGAAAGAAUUGCCUUGUUACAUGUGGAGCGACUGCAAGUUCGACCCAACCAUUAAUAUUAAUCUUCUUAUUCAGAGGUCGAUGGUUAAAAUUGGGGAUGAUAGUCGAUUUCAAAUGCACGAUCAAUUGAGAGAUAUGGGCAGAGAAAUCGUUCGUAGAGAAAGUAUUGAAUAUCCAUGGACGAGGAGUAGAAUAUGGACGGAAGAAACCGCUCAGGAGCUAUUACAUGAAAAUAAGGGAACAGAACAAGUUAAAGCCAUUGAGGUAACCUUACCGGGACGGGAACGAUCUCUGGAGUUGACUAGUGAAUGUUUUGUGAACUUAUCAAGGUUGAGAUACUUUAAUGCAUCUGCACAACGCAUAAAGUUGAGCGGUGACUUCAAUAAUCUUCUUCCCAAUUUAAAAUGGCUUAGAAUGAAGUUUUUGGAGGAGGAUGAUGAUCCUCUGAUCAAUCUUCAUAUGAAAAACUUGGUUAUUCUUGAUCUUGGUGCUAGCAACGAUUGGGGAGGCUGGACUCAUUUGAAGACGGCAAAUAAGCUGAAAAUUUUGAAUCUUUCCAGUUGUUGGAAAAUGAGUAAACUUCCCGAGUUGCCGCAAUCUGGGAGUCUGGAGGUACUGGAUCUUAGUAGCUUCAAUACUCUUAACCGAUCUCUGGUGGACAACAACAUUGAGCUGGACAUUAGCAAGUUGAGGAACCUGUUAGUGCUUCGCCUCGACCUCGCUUGCAUCAAAAAGAUAGUUGGUGGAACCAUUGGAAGGGUGAUGAAGGGCCUUCGAGAGCUGAAGGUCUCGUCGUGCAAGUGCGAGAACCUGGGAAAAGUUCUCGCCGAUGUUGGGGAAUUGCAGUAUCUUCAAAUAUUGGGAGCAGUAGCUUCAAGUAUUGGGGAAUUGCAGUAUUUUCCCACUACAAGUUUGAAGGAGCUGGCAACUUCCUGUCCAAUUACUAAUCUGUCAGCGCUGUUAGAGUUGGAGAAAUUAGAAUUCAUAAGCUGUAAAUUUGGCUUUGAGAUCCCUCCAGCUGCAUCAGCAACAACAUUUGAUCAUGAUGACAACAACAAAUUAGUGUUACGGUGGUGGAAGAUAUCCAAGUUGAAGUCUCUGCGACUCGAGUUCGCUUCCAGAAUGUGGUGCAUCGCCAAUCCUGAUGACUGCCGGCUUCCAUCAGCUCUAACCGACCUCCAUAUUCGAUCCUGCACAAAACUGGAGUGGGUGCCAAACUUGGAGAACCUCGAGAAUCUGACCGAAUUGAUCUUCAAAAGAUGUCCUAUGCCUCGGGAGAUUCAAGGGCUUCAUGGCCUGAGAUCACUACAAACUCUGCAAAUAUCGGAAGUUGGAAAUUUACGUCAUCUUGACGACCUAAUCAACAUUAAUGAUCCUCUGCAGCAACACCCUUUGGCUGAUUUGGAACUGUACCGUUGUUUCGCAUUGGAAAGACUGCCUAUCUAUAGCCAACUGAAGGAACUGCACACCUUAAUCAUUAAUGAAUGCCCUCUUCUCAUCCAGAUCCCGUCACUCUGCUAUUUGCUAUCUUCUUCUAAAAAAUUCAAAAGGUUAAUCAUACAUGACUGCCCUCGUCUUGCAUCCCUAUCAUUAAUGGCAGCGGGCACCCAACAACUUAGUGACAAUGACGACGAUGAUGAUGGCAACCGCGACCAAGCAACAUCAUCAGCAACCACCGAAUCAUCUUCUUUGUAUAUCCUGAGCAUAAGUGGUUGCACAUCCCUGCUGCAAGAAGGAAGUAGACUCGUCGAGGUGCCUCAUUUGUCCAACUUCCCCAGGCUUCGGACCUUGUCACUUCAAGACAUGAGGAUCGAUCUAGUUGUUACCCUGAGAGGGCUCGAGUGUCUAGAAGAGUUAGUCUACUUGGAUCUGGGUAACGUGCAACCAUUGGUAGAGAGGCUACCUUCAUUGCCAAAGCUUGGAAAGCUACAGAAGUUAAAGAUCAGGGAUAUGCCGAAUUUGAGGGAGAUUGAGGGCAUUGCAAAUUUGGAGUCUUUAAAAUCACUCAAGGUGAGAGGAUGCACAUCGUUGGGAAAGUUACCUUAUCUGGGACAGCUCUCCCAGUUGAGAGAAGUAGAUGUUCGAGGAUGCACCAACUUGACGGCUCAUCUUUCUGAUCUAAUCAGUAACUUACCAGGUGGAGUCCGUAUAUACCAUUAAGUGUGACCAACUAGGUGUGGAAUUCAUCCACAGUCAACCUAACCAUGUAAAUAAUUAAUUUCUGAAUUGAUUUGAAGUAUACUUUCAUUUGAUUUGUUUAGCUAAUUAAUAAUUACCAUAUGUGUGUUGUUCACGAGUACCUAAAUCUCGAUUUCUGGGCCGACUUGAGAUAUUUUACUCGGAACUCUUGAGUGGGAGGUUCUCUUUGAUGUCGAGAACAAGCCAAUAAACCUACGUUAUAACCAAUGUAGUCAAAGUCUAGCUUCUAGGUAAAAGCAAAAUGAUGGGUAAAAGAGUAAGCUUUUGCACAACAUAUAAUUAUAACAUAUAAUUUUGAACGGAAGCGAACUGUAGCUAAGGAGGAGAUUCUCCCCUGCGGACGCGACUAGGUGAGUUCUUCUCUAUUUUGUCUGCUUGUAUUCAAUAUGAAAGGGACGUACACUAUGCUUGGGUCUUCUUCACUAUUUUAUCUUCUUGUAUUCAAUAUGAAAGGGACGUACACUAUGUUUGGGUC
Messenger RNA from Linum tenue, 4399 nucleotides. The record is from the annotation of a GenBank genome assembly. NCBI's taxonomy places the organism in Eukaryota, Viridiplantae, Streptophyta, Magnoliopsida, Malpighiales, Linaceae.